AUAACAUUGAUUGCAACAUUUUUUAAAUCAGUUAUUGUCUCUUUCUCACUGAAUUUAAGUAUUUGAAUCAGACAGCAAUUGACACAACAGUGUGGUGAAGGAAAACACAAACCUCGGAGCAAGAAAUGGAGGAGAGGAUAAACUAUGUGGCUCACUGUCUUGUUCUACCUUAUCCUGCACAAGGACACAUAAAUCCUAUGCUUGAGUUUUCAAAACGUUUGAUUCAGAGAGGAGUGAAGGUCACACUGGUAACUGUUGUGUCCAACUGGAAGGUCGUUAGCAGAAAAAAAUUCACUUCUAUAGAAGUUGGGAGCAUAUCAGAUGGCUACGAUGAAGGAGGCCUUGCAGCAGCAGAGAGCCUUGAGGUUUAUCUUGAAACCUUCUGCAGGGUUGGAGCACAAACUCUCGCUGAGCUUCUUCAGAAGCUUGCAGGAUCAAGCCACCCUCCAGAUUGUGUAAUCUAUGAUGGUUUCAUGCCUUGGGCUCUUGAUGUUGCAAAGAAAUUUGGGCUACUUGCUGCUGCUUUCUUCACUCAGAGUUGCACAACAAACACCAUAUACUUGCAUACUUAUAACAAGUUGCUGAAACUGCCUCUUACACAGACAGAGUAUUUGUUGCCAGGGUUGCCAAAACUUGAAGCUGAGGACUUGCCAUCAUUCUUGAACAGAUAUGGAACCUAUCCAGGUUAUUUUUAUGUUGUUGUGAACCAACUUUCCAAUAUUGACAAAGCAGAUUGGGUUCUUGCAAACACAUUUUAUGAUAUGGAGCGAGAGGUUGUGGAUUGGCUGUGCAAGAUUUGGCCAUUAAAGACAAUAGGACCAACCUUGCCAUCUAUGUACUUGGACAAAAGACUCCAAGAUGACGAGAACUAUGGUAUUGAAAUGUAUGUUCCAAAGUCAGAAGCUUGCAUGAAAUGGCUUGAUGAUAAACCAAAGGGGUCAGUUGUGUAUGUUUCUUUUGGGAGCUUCGCAGGGCCGAAUGUGGAGCAAGCUGAGGAACUAGCUUGUGGUUUAAGAGAUAGUGGAAGUUAUUUCCUAUGGGUGAUUAGAGACUCUGAGCAAGGACAGCUUCCAAAGGGGUUUCUUGACACAUCAGAGAAAGGUUUAAUAGUCAAUUGGUGUCCCCAAUUGCAAGUCUUGACACAUGAGGCUUUGGGGUGUUUUAUCACACACUGUGGUUGGAACUCCACAUUGGAAGCUUUGAGCUUAGGAGUUCCAGUGAUUGCAAUGCCACUGUGGACUGACCAGAUCACAAAUGCAAAACUUAUUAAAGAUGUGUGGAAAAUUGGAGUCAAAGCUGUUGCUGAUGAGAAAGAUAUAGUUAGAAAAGAAACUAUCACACAUUGCAUAAAAGAAAUAUUGGAGACUGAAAAAGGAAAUGAAAUAAAGAAAAAUUCCAUCAAGUGGAAGAAUCUGGCCAAGAGUAGUGUUGAUGAGGGAGGAAGUUCCGAUAAAAAUACUGCAGAAUUUGUGAAUGAAUUCAUAUCAGAUGGCUACGAUGAAGGAGGCCUUGCAGCAGCAGAGAGCCUUGAGGUUUAUCUUGAAACCUUCUGCAGGGUUGGAGCACAAACUCUCGCUGAGCUUCUUCAGAAGCUUGCAGGAUCAAGCCACCCUCCAGAUUGUGUAAUCUAUGAUGGUUUCAUGCCUUGGGCUCUUGAUGUUGCAAAGAAAUUUGGGCUACUUGCUGCUGCUUUCUUCACUCAGAGUUGCACAACAAACACCAUAUACUUGCAUACUUAUAACAAGUUGCUGAAACUGCCUCUUACACAGACAGAGUAUUUGUUGCCAGGGUUGCCAAAACUUGAAGCUGAGGACUUGCCAUCAUUCUUGAACAGAUAUGGAACCUAUCCAGGUUAUUUUUAUGUUGUUGUGAACCAACUUUCCAAUAUUGACAAAGCAGAUUGGGUUCUUGCAAACACAUUUUAUGAUAUGGAGCGAGAGGUUGUGGAUUGGCUGUGCAAGAUUUGGCCAUUAAAGACAAUAGGACCAACCUUGCCAUCUAUGUACUUGGACAAAAGACUCCAAGAUGACGAGAACUAUGGUAUUGAAAUGUAUGUUCCAAAGUCAGAAGCUUGCAUGAAAUGGCUUGAUGAUAAACCAAAGGGGUCAGUUGUGUAUGUUUCUUUUGGGAGCUUCGCAGGGCCGAAUGUGGAGCAAGCUGAGGAACUAGCUUGUGGUUUAAGAGAUAGUGGAAGUUAUUUCCUAUGGGUGAUUAGAGACUCUGAGCAAGGACAGCUUCCAAAGGGGUUUCUUGACACAUCAGAGAAAGGUUUAAUAGUCAAUUGGUGUCCCCAAUUGCAAGUCUUGACACAUGAGGCUUUGGGGUGUUUUAUCACACACUGUGGUUGGAACUCCACAUUGGAAGCUUUGAGCUUAGGAGUUCCAGUGAUUGCAAUGCCACUGUGGACUGACCAGAUCACAAAUGCAAAACUUAUUAAAGAUGUGUGGAAAAUUGGAGUCAAAGCUGUUGCUGAUGAGAAAGAUAUAGUUAGAAAAGAAACUAUCACACAUUGCAUAAAAGAAAUAUUGGAGACUGAAAAAGGAAAUGAAAUAAAGAAAAAUUCCAUCAAGUGGAAGAAUCUGGCCAAGAGUAGUGUUGAUGAGGGAGGAAGUUCCGAUAAAAAUACUGCAGAAUUUGUGAAUGAAUUGAUUCAUCGCCGUGCUGCAUUAAAUUAAUGGGAAAGGAAGUGUUCAUAGAAGUUUUGUGCCACUGCCAAAGUAUGCUAUGUUGAUUCUGCUUAGAAUAAUCAACUUGACAAGGUUGUAAAUUUAAGUUCGUGGUAAAAAUUGUUAGCUUCUGCAUUCUGAAUUUGUAUGUCUUUUAGAACAUCCGUUAUUUUAGCAUGCAA
Vigna umbellata (rice bean) is the source of this 2848-nucleotide messenger RNA. NCBI's taxonomy places the organism in Eukaryota, Viridiplantae, Streptophyta, Magnoliopsida, Fabales, Fabaceae. The record is from RefSeq and is a predicted model, not a curated record.